CUGCGGGGCGCACGGAUCGGCAUUCGAAACUUCUCUCCCUGCGCAGGAGUCUUGAGACAAGAACGGUCACAAUUUAUCGCUGCCUUAUCUCUUAUAUGUGUAUGUGAUGCCCUUGAAACCCUGUUCAGAAAAGGCCGUUCAUAUCCCAUACUCAUACAACCAUCCAGGUCUUGUAUCUGGGCAGUGAACCAAAUUGAGGUCCUCUCGACCUACAUACUGCCAUCAUGGCAUUUCCUACAUUAAUUCUUGGGGUCGUCUUAUUCGGUGCAUAUGCACUAUACAAGUACUUGAAUACAUCUCGUUGUAACAAGAUUCCAACUGGUUUGAAGGAACUACCUGGUCCAAAAGGUUAUCCUUUCUUGGGUUCAGCGCUUGAAGUUCCCGAGAAGAACGGCUUCAUCAAGUUCGCAGAUUGGGGCAAAGAAUACGGCCCUAUCUACCAGGUCAACUUGGCCGGAUCCAAUCACGUCUGGAUAUCUUCAGACCAUAUCGCUAGGGACUUGUUGUCCAAGAGGGCAGCCAUCUACUCCGAUCGACCACAUAUCCCUGCCCUGAUUGACGACAACCGCUCGAGCGCACAAUACCUUCCUCUGCUGAGCAGAAAUGAUGGUUGGACCCGUCAAAGAAAGUUCGCAAGCGUAAUCAUGCGCGAAUCGGAGAAGGUCCAAUUCCAUCACUAUCCUGAAAUGGAGGCAAAACGAAUGCUAGUCGAGCUACUGGACGACCCGGAUCGAUACAAUCAAGUCCUGGAGUCUUUUAUAUCUCGUGUUACCUGUCGUCUGGCUUGGGGUCAUAGCGAAGCCAGUGAUGAACUCAAACAGCGUGCGCGCGAACUCCUUAUCGGCGUCUCUCCUACUGGGUCUCUGGCCAAUAAGCUACCAUUUCUGAUGGCUCUUCCUGACUGGCUCUCCCCAGCAAAAGCAUGGGAGCGGAGGCGCGCUAAGACUGAACGAACGUUCUUUCAGACCAUGCAGGCUCAGGUCGAGAAGGAUAUCCAAGGGAAAGAAGCACCUCUUUCGUGGAUGAAAAUCUUUCUGGAAAAUCGCAGCAAAUGGGGCUUCAACUCCGACCUCGAGGGUGCAUACGCGGUUGGGAUGCAUGGUAUUGCAGGUGCUCUCACAAUCGCUGCUCCAAUGCAGACCUUCUGUCUAGCGAUGACACACUAUCCACAAUACCUGCCAAUGUUACAUGAAGAGCUGGAUCGCGUCUGUGGAGACCGUUUACCUGUUCAAGGAGACCGUCCGAACCUACCUUUUCUUCGGGCCAUCAUUCGCGAAUGUAUGCGCUGGCGUCCACCUGUCCCGACGGGUAUCCCCCAUUACCUGUCGCAGGACGAUGAAUACAAUGGCUACCACAUUCCCAAGGGUAGCACCAUCCACCCUCUCGAAUGGGCAAUCGCGCGUGAUCCUGAUAUGUUCCCUGAUCCCGAGACCUUCAAUCCCCUCCGGUGGAUCAAACCGGAGUACCCAUCUUAUCGAGAACCUCUUACUCAGUAUCCCACCAUCAUCAACUCGACACAAUUUGGCUACGGCCGGAGACUAUGUCAAGGCCAGUCGGUAGCGGACGAAGACUUGCUUGUCGGAAUUGGAUCCAUCGCGUGGUUAUUCAACAUCAAUCGAUCAUCAGAGAGCACAAACACAUCAUCCUUGCAAUUGCCAAACGGAAUUGGCAUGAAUGAGAAGGCUUCCAUUUCCAGCGAAGAGCUCAAUGCAGGCAUUGGAACACAAGAACCAACAAUGGAGCACACCAUUCUCUCCAAAUACAUCUACCCCGGAUCUCGUACAGAACUCAAGAAGCAGAAGCCGGCGCAACCCGUCUACAAGCCCCUAGAAUGGGGCGAUGUUUCCCAGAAACCUGCCGACGCUUCUCUAGACAUGACAAUCCUGCUCAUCGCAAAGCCAGUUCCAUUCACGUUCCAGCUCAAACCCCGUGAUGCGGAACGGGCUACCAAGAUCCGGAAUCUGUUCGGUGAGGGCGUCGAGCGCGGCGACUACAAGGAUAGCCGCGAGUACUGGGGCCCAAACCAAGGGCGGAAUAAACCGCUUGGUUGGGGCAAGGUAUGAGAUAUGCACAGCAUGCUGACUGCUGACUGCUGCUGAUCGGCGACCCUGCAGCAGGGCUUAGCUGCCGUACACCAGUGGGGACCCGGAGACGCAGCCCCGGGCGUUGAUCAGGUGCCAGGGUUUUACCCUUCCUUCGUUCUUACAUGCAUGGCCAAGGCGUUGAUUGCUACCCUUUUGAUUAUU
This is a messenger RNA of Dothidotthia symphoricarpi CBS 119687, 2246 nucleotides long. RefSeq names its product cytochrome P450. The transcript is spliced from 3 exons. The record is from RefSeq and is a predicted model, not a curated record. Bases 225 to 2063 code for a protein of 612 amino acids. Gene Ontology annotation, molecular function: oxidoreductase activity, acting on paired donors, with incorporation or reduction of molecular oxygen; monooxygenase activity; heme binding. Lineage: Eukaryota; Fungi; Ascomycota; Dothideomycetes; Pleosporales; Dothidotthiaceae.